This is a messenger RNA of Penicillium lagena, 438 nucleotides long. RefSeq lists its product as uncharacterized. The record is from RefSeq and is a predicted model, not a curated record. Bases 1 to 438 code for a protein of 145 amino acids. The transcript has 3 exons. NCBI's taxonomy places the organism in Eukaryota, Fungi, Ascomycota, Eurotiomycetes, Eurotiales, Aspergillaceae.
AUGUCCUCUAUUGCUUCCCUGGCUGCUCGUCGGGCUCUGACCCGUCAGCCCCUCUUCCGCGCCCCUCCGCGUCGCUUCGCUUCCUCCAAGUUCGAGGAGGCCAGCCUCGACAAGGCCCCCAAGCGUGACCCGGAGCUCUACGUUCUCCUGGGCGUCAUGUCUGGUGCUUUCCUGAUUGCCGGCUGGUACUUCGGCAGCAAGCCCACCUCCGUGAACUCAGAGAGCAACGUCCGCAUCGGCGAGAGCGCCAUGCCCUGGGAACACGCCACCCAGGAUGGCAAGGUCUACAAGUACCAGUACCACCCGCACGGCGACAAGAGCCAGCCCCUCCGUGCUGCUCCCAGCGCUAUGAACACGGUCGUCGUGCCCAAUGUGGCUCUGCCCGAGGACCUGCACGAGCGCUUUAACAAGUACGGCAAGGAGGAGUGGGACUACUAA